Molecule: messenger RNA, 920 nt
Organism: Striga asiatica
Lineage: Eukaryota; Viridiplantae; Streptophyta; Magnoliopsida; Lamiales; Orobanchaceae
Source: the annotation of a GenBank genome assembly
CCAAUUUUCACUCUUCCCUAAAAACUCUCUUUUCACAUGCAACCUCACACACACACACGCAUUCAUCUUAAUGUAUCUAUAAUAUUUCUAUAAUACAACCAAAAAUGACGCGGCGCUCGCAUUGCAACCCCAACGGCCACCACAACACGCCCACCUGCGGCGGCGGCGGUGGAGGCGGGGGGCUGAGGCUGUUCGGCGUGAGGUUGACGGAUGGAUCGUUCAUAAAGAAGAGCGCGAGCAUGGGCAACCUCUCCCAUUCCUCCGCCGCGCCGGAGCCCGCCGGCGGGUACCACUCCGACGAUCCCGACCGCGGCGGCGGCACCGCCGCUCUCCGGCUGCCGCCCAUCAGGAAGAGAGGAAUACCAUGGACAGAGGAAGAACACAGGCAAUUCCUGAUAGGUCUGCAGCAGUUAGGGAAAGGUAAUUGGCGUGGAAUUUCGAAAGAUUAUGUUGGUUCGAGGACUCCAACUCAGGUGGCUAGCCAUGCUCAAAAGCACUUCAUUAGGCAGACUAAUAAUGCCACUAGGAGAAGAAAACGGUCCAGCCUUUUUGACAUGGAAACUAGUCCAUCGUCAAACACACGACAGCUCAGCAUCCCAUUUCCACCAGCUGUUACCGCCAAUGAAAACGAAAAACUCAUGCUGACAUCAUCAUCAUCAUCAUCAUCAUCAUCAUCUUCGUCUCAAGGGGCAAUAUCGUCUCUUGACCUUUCUCUAAAGCCGGCUUUCACGUCUCUUGAACUUUCUGUUAAAGACAACAAAGCACGAAAAUCUCAACAUCAUCAGAUUCUUACGAAUGUGGCGGCUGUGCAAGAACCCAUGAAGGAGCUCGUGGGCAUGUCUCAGUUGACUUUAGGGGAGACCGGCAUUUUGCAGAAUGAGGCUUUGACUUUCUCUCUGAGUGUAGCCGGAAAUCCGUAG